This is a messenger RNA of Habropoda laboriosa, 710 nucleotides long. RefSeq names its product probable 28S ribosomal protein S26, mitochondrial (gene mRpS26). Bases 54 to 710 code for a protein of 218 amino acids. The record is from RefSeq and is a predicted model, not a curated record. NCBI's taxonomy places the organism in Eukaryota, Metazoa, Arthropoda, Insecta, Hymenoptera, Apidae. Gene Ontology annotation, cellular component: mitochondrial small ribosomal subunit. The transcript is spliced from 2 exons.
UUCUAAAUAUCCUUUGAAUAAGGCUAAACUUCUGCAAAAAUUAAUUGUAAAUAAUGAUACGAUCGCCGAUUAUCCUUGGUGUGAAAACAUUAACUGUACGAAAUUUAAAUGCUUAUGACCAUUUAAUAAUUAAUGGACCGUGCAUCCAAAGUGUACGAUGGAAGAGAAAGCCAAUUUGGUUACCAACAGCAAAAUCUAAAGUAUUUAGAGUACCAAAAAGACCGGAAAUACCUGUAGUAGAAUACGAAGAACUUAAACGUUUGCAUCAUAAUUACAAAACAUUAAUGAAAUCCUUAAAAAACUUUUUCAUUGAAAAGGAACAGAAAAAAACCGAAUGCUUGGAAGAAAAUGUUGUAAAAAUCAAUGUAGAAAAUGAUUUUAAGAUGUGUAACUAUAUAAAUGAUAUAUGGAAUAACCAAGUAGCUGCAAUGAGGGAAAGAAGGUUAGCUAAAGAAAGAGAAGAUCGUGUAAAAGAAAUUAAUAUAAAAUUAAAAGAAAAAGCAAUAAGAGAUUUGAGUAUUCAAGAGAGAGUAGAUGCCGAAAUUAGGAAAGCAAAAGAGGAGGCCCCAACAUUUAUUACACGUGACACCAUAGAUGAAGCUAUACGAAAUGCAUUGGAAAAUGUUGUAAAUCAUAAUGUUGCAAUUGAUAGUAAUGGUAAUAUAUAUGAUAAGCCUAUGGAAGUUGCAUCAUCUACAGCAAAAAGCUAA